This is a messenger RNA of Fusarium tjaetaba, 1539 nucleotides long. RefSeq names its product sugar transporter. The record is from RefSeq and is a predicted model, not a curated record. The transcript has 5 exons. Gene Ontology annotation, biological process: transmembrane transport; carbohydrate transport. Gene Ontology annotation, molecular function: carbohydrate:proton symporter activity. Lineage: Eukaryota; Fungi; Ascomycota; Sordariomycetes; Hypocreales; Nectriaceae. Gene Ontology annotation, cellular component: membrane. Bases 1 to 1539 code for a protein of 512 amino acids.
AUGUUGUCCAACAACAGAAUUCUCCAGCACUUCAACCGCCAUCUGGCGAUUGCCUUUGCAGUCAUCGCCGUGUCCACCUUCAACUAUGGCUUUGAUAAUGCAGCUUAUAACAAUACACAGGCCAUGGAGGCUUUCCAGGAGCAAUUCGGCGAGUGGGAUGCUGAGAAAGGCAAGUAUGCCAUUCCACCAUCGUGGCUGUCUCUGUUCAACAGCUUGAACUAUAUCGGCUUUGGAGCUGGUGUCAUUAUUGGCAGCCUUGUCAGUGAGCGCUGGGGUAGGAGAUGGUGCAUGUUUGUCAUGAGUACCUGGGCGCUGGUUCCAGCUAUCAUGGCUGUUACAUCGACGAGCAAGCAUCAGAUCAUGGCUACGAGAAUUCUCAAUUAUAUCUACAUUGGCAUGGAACUUGCUGUUGUCCCCGUUUACCAGUCUGAGAUCAUGCCCCGUGAAAUUCGUGGCUUUGCAGUUGGCUCGUACCAGUUCAGCUUGAUGUCUGGAACUCUGAUUGUGGCAUGUGUCUGCCGAGGAACGAGCACUCUAUCCGGUAACCUAUCAUUCCGAAUCCCUUUUGGUCUUUUCUUCAUCAUCCCUGUCGUCGUCAUGUGUGCCAUCUUCUUCAUCCCCGAGUCUCCCCGAUGGCUACUCACCAAAGACCGAACUGAGGAAGCUCGCGCUGCCCUUGGAAAGUUACGAGAGGGCAAAGAGACCGAAGCCGAGAUCGACGAGAGCUUUGCAGCUCUUCAAUACGCGUUGGAGCAUGAACCUGAGCAGGGGAACUACCUCGAACUGUUCCAGGGAAAGAAUUUGAAGCGAACAGCUAUUGUUGUGGCUAUGAACUUCUUCCAGCAAGCUACCGGUCAAGCCUUUGCAUCAACAUAUGGGGCAAUCUUCAUCCGAGAUAUCGGAACUGUCAACCCUUUCACCAUGACCAUCGUCAACGCGAUUGUCAACCUCUGCUCAGCUUUUGCUGGUCUCUAUCUCGUUGAUCGAGCUGGUCGGCGCCCUCUUCUGUUGACCAGCGCUGGCUGGAUGUUCUGCGCCAUUAUCACGAUGGGCGCUCUCGGCACAGUUCCCAACCCGUCUUUCGGUGUCAAAUCAGGCAUCGUAGCAAUGCUCACCCUCUUCGGAUCCGGCUUUACUUUUGCCUUCGCCCCCCUCAACUACGUCAUCACCACCGAAAUUCCUGCCCUGCGACUUCGCGACGCAUCUCAGCGAACAGCCUCCAUCGUCAAUGUCGUAGCCAACUUCCUUGUCAGCUUCAGCAUACCUUACAUGCUGUAUCCUCAAUACGCCGGUCUAGGCUCAAAGGUCGGAUUCGUUUUCGCUGGCAUUUUAGCUUUGGCUAUUGUCUUUGUUGUCUUUUGCGUUCCUGAGUGCAAGGGCAAGUCUUUGGAGCAGGUUGAUCGCAUGUUCAAUGAGGGUAUUGCUCUUCGCAAGUUUGGCAACUACAAGCCUGAGGAUCUUACUGGGGAUAUUGAGGAGAUGGGAGGCAAGGAGAAGGGAAAUGCUUCAGUUGUUGUGAACCACCGCGAACAAUCAUAA